AUGGAAUUUGCUCAGAAAAUCCGGAAAAAUUCGCUGAAAAUGCUCGGAGUCGUCGGAUUUUUCAUUUAUGCGAAGGAGAACGCCCGCCUAUUCGAUUCGGUGAAUCCACGAUACGCCCAACAACUGCUCGAAAUCGAAAUGUUCACAUUCUGUUCGUUGGAUAUUGUUGAUGAGAAGGCGGCGAAAGCGACGGAAAUGUUUCUCGGACAGUUGUAUAAUGAUCAGAAGUGGAGGUGGAGCGUCUGCAGAUGCCGCAUGAGGUGGCUCGGAUCUUUGUGGAAGGAUCCGGGCGGGAUCUUGCAGAAAAGAUUGGACCACAACUUCGAUCGUCCGGCGGCGGCGACAUCGACCAACACGAGGCAUAGCGAUUUGGUGCGGGUCAUGGCGACGUUGAGUCUUUCCGGGCUCUCGAUGAAGUCAGGAUCUGCGGUGGCUGCCCCAUCUGGAGCCUUGUUUCUCUCCCCGGCUCUGUCGGACGAGUGGAAGGACUUGGAGCGUGAGAAUCUCGAAGAUGGUGCGGAUUGGUUUCUGGACGGCUUUGAGGGCCUUUUGGAGAUCCUUUCGACGAACGAGCUUGAGGCUGAUGGUCUGCACUCUGCGAAGGUGGGCGUAUGCGUCGAGGACUAUCUCGGUGAUGGGUGCCUGGUCAUCGCUGUCCGUGCGCUGAAGAAGUUUGUCAAACUCACGCGGCCAAACGACUGGGAAGUCAAAGGACGUUCUGUGUUGCGGAUCGAUGUGGUCGUAGUUUGCGGCGGAGAUCAUGCGGAUGAUGGUGGCGGCAUUGGAGAUCUUUGA
Messenger RNA from Caenorhabditis remanei, 795 nucleotides. RefSeq lists its product as uncharacterized. Bases 1 to 795 code for a protein of 264 amino acids. Lineage: Eukaryota; Metazoa; Nematoda; Chromadorea; Rhabditida; Rhabditidae. The transcript has 4 exons. The record is from RefSeq and is a predicted model, not a curated record.